Messenger RNA from Penicillium macrosclerotiorum, 801 nucleotides. RefSeq names its product transcription factor domain-containing protein. Lineage: Eukaryota; Fungi; Ascomycota; Eurotiomycetes; Eurotiales; Aspergillaceae. The coding region runs from base 1 to 801 and encodes 266 amino acids. The record is from RefSeq and is a predicted model, not a curated record. Gene Ontology annotation, biological process: positive regulation of transcription by RNA polymerase II. Gene Ontology annotation, cellular component: nucleus. Gene Ontology annotation, molecular function: transcription cis-regulatory region binding; DNA-binding transcription factor activity. The transcript has a single exon.
AUGAUUUUACAGUUCUACACCGACGAGGGCCAAGAGUUGAGCGGCAUGGCCAAAUAUUUUGCCCGAGGGUUGGCUCGGCAAGACCUCUUAAUCUCGCUCACUCGCCUGCAGCGCACCAGGAUAAGGCCGUCUAUUUGGCUGGACGAGUACUCCACGUGCCACGCUGAUCGCCUCAUGGGGUUUACUACUACGUUGGCUCCCAUUCUUUCGGAUCUUGCUGCCCUUGCUGAAGAUGUCCAGUCCAUCAUAGAAAGCUAUUCUGUUCCUAAUGAGGAAUGCACUUCUGAUGUGACAGACGAUAUUUCGAACAUUUCAGUGAGGCACAGCGACCUAGUAGAGAGGGAAGCCUCAAUACAUGCGCAACUUGUGACCUGGCGUCCGAUACGAGAUUCUUCUAUGUCGAUGCAAGCAUCACGCAAAUUUCUUCUUCACGCAUAUGCAUGGCGAGCGGCGGCACUGCUUUAUCUAUUCCGCCUAUUCAACCGUUCCGGAAACUCGACGGAAGCGGACAUGGAAGCUCUUAGAAUGAGUUACGAGGUCAUGGCACACAUUACUGGGUCGUCUCAGGAAAUUAAGCUCUCAUUAUGGCCUUUGUUUAUUGCGGCAUGCGAGCUAGAAACCCUGGAAGACCGGGCCCAAGCGAUUAGGAUAUUCGAUGAAAUUUGUCAUGCCCGACCCAUCAUGACUGCGAGACGUACCAAGUCCUUUUGUGUCGACCAGGUCUGGUCAGCACGAGAUAUGGGAGGCAACUGGGAUUGGAUGCAUUUGGCACGGCUCGGUUCGGCGCCUGUGCCCCUGUAG